Monoraphidium neglectum is the source of this 618-nucleotide messenger RNA. RefSeq lists its product as uncharacterized. Lineage: Eukaryota; Viridiplantae; Chlorophyta; Chlorophyceae; Sphaeropleales; Selenastraceae. The transcript is spliced from 8 exons. The coding region runs from base 1 to 618 and encodes 205 amino acids. The record is from RefSeq and is a predicted model, not a curated record. Gene Ontology annotation, cellular component: chloroplast.
AUGUCCCUGCAGAUGCGCGAGGUCCGCAGCCGCAUGGAGAAGGAUGAGAAGCUGGGGGCGCUGAUGGCGGGGUUCAGGGGAAGCAACCUGGACGAUGCCGACUUUGCGCGCAGCGACACCUCCAUGCGCUUCAUGGAGGUGGAGGGUGAUGCGGGCGAGCAGCUUCCCCUGGAAUACGACCCGGCCGCCAUCUCGGCCUACUGGUGGGUGGCGCCGGCGGCCGCCGCCGGCCGCCGGUCGGGCGGCGGGCGGCGCCUCGGCACCAGCGGCUGGCUGGCUGCCGCCCUGAAAGAUCUGGAAAUGGACGUGCGCCCCGUCAGCGUGGUGCGCCGCAUCGUGCAGCUCAUCGGCAUCGCGGGCAGCUUCCUCACUGGCAUCCUGACUGAUGUCGCGACCGACAAGGUCAAGGCGAACGAGGUGAAGCGCGCCAUUGAGCUGCGGGAGAUUGUGACGUCACUCGGCCCCGCAUACAUCAAGCUGGGGCAGGCGCUGUCCAUCCGCCCCGACCUGCUGAGCCCCGCGGCCAUGGGUGAGCUGCAGAAGCUGUGCGACAAGGUGCCCUCCUUCGACAGCAGGAUAGCCAUGCAGGUGGGCCAGCGGGAGGGAAGGGAGGUAUAG